AAAACGUACCAAAACAUUUACUUUAGUACGAAGUUAUGUAAGAAACUGUCGGCAAAUCUCAAUGAGGCUCGUUUCUAAACGCAUUUGAAAACUUUUUGUUUAGUUGUGAGCUUAUUAUGGGUAGCAGACACACUCGCCGCUCGGCAAAUGAAGCAGAACGCACAUCAGAUGAGUCGAGUACCAACCCAGCUAUCGGUGAGGACACCGAAAGUGAUGAGAAUGAAACAGACCUCGUGAGCGUGCUGGCUUUUCUUCUUCGCAGUGGUCAGGCUCGACUUGUUCGAGCUACCACUGAGGGAGGUAGUGGAAUCCGUAUCAUUCAUGGAAUAUCAUCAAGUGAUAGUGACGAAGAUGAGGAUGAUGAUGUUGAUUUUGCAUUCCGUGGCAGUAAAGUUGCAAGUCCUCCAGUUGAUCCGAACCCCAAUACAUUUACUGUUGAUCAAAGUGUGUUUAAACAGGAUACCCUAUUAUCAAGUGGCCAAACAUUAGAUACCUACCUGCAUAAUCAGAACAUUUGCUCAAGACUUCACAUGAGGGAAAGUUCCCUUUGUCAUCGUCCAAACUUCACUCAAGGUGAUAGAGCUGCUGCUUGUGCAAAUUACAUCCCCAACAAGAUGGAAACAAAAGCCCAAUACCAUAACAAAUUAUUUUGUGGCAGCUAUUCUAGAGAUGGCACUGUAUUUCUUUCAGCCUGUCAAGAUCAGCGUCUCCGGUUGUAUGAUACAACACUUGGACAGUUCAAAGUGUUCCGUAACAUAGUGGCAAGAGAUGUGGAAUGGAGCAUAAUUGACACUGACUACAGCCCUGAUCAACAGUACCUCAUUUAUUCAAGCUGGUCUGAUUAUGUUCAUCUUUGCAACAUUUAUGGAGAUUAUGAAACACACACAGCUCUGUGUUUGAAUACAGAGGACUCAAGAUUUUGUGCUUUCUCGAUUAAGUUUUCACAUGACAAUAAGGAAAUCUUGGCAGGAGCCAAUGAUGCCUCUUUAUAUGUUUAUGAUCGUGGAAGUAAUCAACGGACUCUUAGGGUUCAUGGACACGAGGACGAUAUCAAUGCAGUGGCCUUUGCAGAUGCUAGCUCACAUAUUCUGUUCUCUGGUGGUGACGAUGGUCUCUGUAAGGUCUGGGAUCGUCGGCAGUUGGUUGAGAGCUGUCCAUGCCCAGUUGGUGUUUUAGCAGGACAUGCAGAUGGCAUCACUCACAUUGAUCCAAGGGGAGAUGGGCGGCAUCUCAUCACCAACUCCAAAGAUCAGGCUAUCAAACUCUGGGACAUGAGAAAGUUCUCUGAUGAAGAAGGCAUCUGUGCUACAAAACGUGCUGUAGCGGGUCAAAGGUGGGACUAUCGUUGGCAACCUGUUCCCAGAAAAUCUGUAAGACGAUCCAGACUAGAUGGGGAUUCAUCACUUAUGACAUACCGUGGCCACAGUGUAUUGCACACUCUUGUUCGCUGUUACUUCUCGCCUAUGCACACAACAGGGCAGCGGUACAUUUAUUCUGGAUGCUCCACAGGUUCAGUUGUCAUUUAUGAUGGGUUGACUGGAAAAAUAACUUCCAGACUAACAGGACAUAGACAAGCUGUCCGGGAUGUGUCAUGGCAUCCUUAUGAAAAUGAGAUUGUCAGCACUUCGUGGGAUGGGACACUUGGCUUAUGGAGAUACAAGAGAAAGAGUGAUGAUGAUGAUGAAGAUGAGGAACCAACAGCCCAGGAUAACCCUCCAUGCCGUCGCUCCAUCCGUCUCUUACACAGAAAUCUUUUAAGUUUUUAAAAUCAUACAACUGGCUUUUGAGCUUAGAACCUUCAAGGAAGAUUGUGCCAAAUAGAAUCACAAAUUCAGGUGUAAAAAACAAUAAUAAGUAGACGUCUGAACCAACAUGGUGGUCAACCCUCCACUGACUUACUAUUAACAUAUUGGCUCACCCAACAUCAACACAGCAACAAUGCAUCAGCUUGUGUGCCAAAGUGUUACUCAUGACCAAAAAGAACACAUUAAUUUGAUGACCAUUGAUGGCUGUGGUGGCGGACUUAUCAAUGAGAUCAGCUUUGUUACCUUUACAUAAAUAGUAUGUUUAGAGUUCUGCACCCUUUUACUAAAAAGUUUUUUAAUAGGAAAAAAUUAUGUAACUAAAUGAAGGUUUUUUUGGCAAGUAAUAUCCCUACUUUGUACAUACAGAACACCAAAGCUUAUAGUUUGUACGUUUGUAUAUACGGGUAUGUUGUGCAUUGGUUACAUUUGUUUUUCAAAUUUAAAACUUGUUUAACUUAAUCGGACAACAAACAGCACACAAAUUUCAAACCAACAGCAAUUUAAGAUGCAACAUUAACUUUCAUCCAUAUUUAACCAUUUAGAAGGCAACAGCUAGGGAUUAUUUUAUAGGAACUUCUAAAUUUCUACUUAGAUCAAGAAAGUUUGUUGUGUCCCCAAGGGGUACUCUUUAAUAGGGACUGUUUUCAUCAAAAUAGGUGUUGAAUGUAACAGAUAAUUAUAACAAUAGAUAAAACUGAUUAUAUUUUUUCCCCUCUAUUGUAGAAUAUGCCCUAGGUUAAUGUAAGGUAUCUCUGAAUAUGCCUGUUGAUGGGACUUCCAUAUGAAAAGGUUGGGGAUGCUUGUCGUCUCACUUUGGGGUAUCAAUCAAGGAUUCUGGUCUCACUUAGGGCAUUCAUGAUGAAAUGCCGGACUAUUUUUAGCUGUCAAAGUAUCUUUUAGGUUGCACUCGAAAAGAUAACAAUUAAAAAAUGCAAUCAUUUCUGUUUUAGGCACGAUUUUUGUCACUCUUGAGUCCAGUCUACUAAACUGGGCUCCUUUCCAGAAGACCAGCUGGUAAUCAAGCCUAUUGUUUGAAGUGGUAUUUUUUAGAAGUCAAAUAAAGCUUGAACUAAGCCCAGAUUGCUCUCCUUUCGGGGUUUAAUUGAAAUUUUCUGUAGAGCAUUCCCAGCCUUUUCAUGUGGGAGACCCUCCAGGUGAAAAUGCAAGGUGUUGGUCAGGUGUUCAUUGUCCUGCUAAUGACAAUACAUAGAUUUAGGCCAGCCUUAAAGUGUAGCUCCUGGACCGGGUUGUUCAGAGCCUGAUUAAGCUAACCCAGGAUA
Messenger RNA from Orbicella faveolata, 3085 nucleotides. RefSeq names its product DDB1- and CUL4-associated factor 11-like. The record is from RefSeq and is a predicted model, not a curated record. Gene Ontology annotation, biological process: proteasome-mediated ubiquitin-dependent protein catabolic process. Gene Ontology annotation, molecular function: protein binding. Gene Ontology annotation, cellular component: Cul4-RING E3 ubiquitin ligase complex. Lineage: Eukaryota; Metazoa; Cnidaria; Anthozoa; Scleractinia; Merulinidae.